AUGAAAACAUGCUUACACGAUGACCUGAAGAAGGACACCGUAUGGCAAGCAGACGGUACUGAACUGAUUAUAGAAUCGACGUAUUAUAGCGAUAGAACCGUAGUAAAAUUAAUGACACAAUGGCGUUCCAAAUUCGCUUACCACCUAAGAUUUGAUCCCUUGUUCGUUCUUCGCACCCACAGCCAAGCAAAACACACAAACGCCAUAGCCUUUUUUUCUUGUUUCAAGCCCGUGAUUUUACGUUGGAACAAAAUAUGUUGA
Molecule: messenger RNA, 261 nt
Organism: Trichoderma gamsii
Lineage: Eukaryota; Fungi; Ascomycota; Sordariomycetes; Hypocreales; Hypocreaceae
Exons: 2
Coding region: 1-261 (86 amino acids)
Source: RefSeq, a predicted model, not a curated record